Molecule: messenger RNA, 375 nt
Organism: Oppiella nova
Lineage: Eukaryota; Metazoa; Arthropoda; Arachnida; Sarcoptiformes; Oppiidae
Source: the annotation of a GenBank genome assembly
UAAUAUUCCGGUGAAACAGUUCUAAACUAGAAGUCGAUGGCCUUAAAGAAAACACGGGACGACUGAAGGAAGCCGUUUGGACGAGUGAUAGGGAUGCCGUCGAGUGUCACCAGUGCUCCAAACAAUUCUCGGUCGCGCGAAGAAGGCAUCACUGCCGCAGUUGUGGGGAAAUAUUUUGCGGCAAUUGUUCCAACAAUGAAAUGCCUCUUCCGUCCAACAAAAAGCCGGUUAGAGUUUGCGACUCGUGUCACGCCUACCUAUUGGAACGUUUAUCUCAAAAAUCAAAGUUUAAAUUUAUUUUUGAGUUCAUUGGGUGCGAAGACUCCAAAUUCGGUGAUUAUUCCGGUGAUCAACUCAUUGGGUGUCACAUCGAAU